Cotesia glomerata is the source of this 1599-nucleotide messenger RNA. It is a transcript of the gene PolZ2, whose product is annotated as mitotic spindle assembly checkpoint protein MAD2B. NCBI's taxonomy places the organism in Eukaryota, Metazoa, Arthropoda, Insecta, Hymenoptera, Braconidae. Gene Ontology annotation, cellular component: zeta DNA polymerase complex. The transcript is spliced from 3 exons. Bases 940 to 1584 code for a protein of 214 amino acids. The record is from RefSeq and is a predicted model, not a curated record.
UCAAUAGCGAUGUAUCGCAUGAUACUUUGUCGGAGUCAAACGAAUCCUCCAUUGUUUGUGAUUCAAUAUUAGAGCACGACCGGCCUUGACAAUUUGUGCAUGCCAAAGAACAAGACAGUCCGACUUUUUUGCAACCACAUUUAGCACUGCAUCCCUUUUUGCAGUUGCAAAAAAUAGUGUUCAGCAGUUUUUCCGGCGCAGGUGGAAGUAAAGUUUGAACUGGCUCUAAUAUAUUGUUGACCAACUUCCAACCCCAGUCUGUAGGGUCUAGCUGAUAACCAAGCCACACUUGAACUUGAUAAUAUACUCGAAAAAGAUGUUGGUGAGCAGCAACUGAGGUUGGAGGAAGACAAGCUAAUUGAACUUGUUUUUUAUUUUUAGUAUUUUUAACGAAACAUGCAUAUCGAUGCUUAUCUAAACAGGUAGUUUUUUUAGGAGCUCCGUACAUAAAAAGAAGAAAGCGGAUGCCGUUGGUAAUAACUUCUUGUUGAGUUGAAUUACUCUUUUUAAAAACUUCAGCACAUUGAAUUAAAUCUUGUUUUUCAAACAUUUUGAAAACUGCUGUUUUACCCCUCCUGUAAAAUGCAGAUGUCUUAUCACAGCCAGUUAUUGCGUGUAAAAAUAGUACAUGAUCUUUACACUUUACUAAAGUAAAUAAACUUUUUGAUGAAUAUAUAUCUGAUUGAUGCUGAGCUUUUCCUGGUUUUAAGAAAAAAAUAGUUUUUUCAGUUGGCGUUCGAGCGGUGAGUAAUACAAGUAAGUCAACAUCUUCACCAACAACAAUAGUUGUAUUUGUCAAAUUGAAUUGCUCUAUUGCUGUUUCAAUAAUAACCUAGCCACGCACACAAUAGAACAAGAGACAGAUGUCUCGAAGUUACACUGGCUUAAAGAUUAAGGGACUGGGUUUCAUUUUACCUGAUAUUCUUGUAGUUAAAACUUAUGUAUAUUUUAUAUUUUAGUUCGGAUAUCUUAUCAGAAUUACUAGAAGUCGCUUUUAACAGUAUUAUCUAUUCACGGCAAUUGUACCCACGAGAAAUAUUUACCAAGAAGAAAAUUUACAGUACUGCCGUUUACAUAUCAGAACAUCCGGAGGUUAAUGAUUAUUUAAGAAAUAUUAUAUUGUCCGUAAAAGAACUUUUGGAUUCUGAUGUGACAUCUGUUAAGAAGAUUAAUUUUGUCAUUUGCGAUGAUGAGCAGAAGGAAAUUGAAAGAGUUGUCUUUGAUUUAAUGGAGUUCCGUUUUACUGAUAAUGAAGCAUUUUUAAUCCAUAGAAAAGAUCCGUAUUUCUUAAAAACCGAGGACGCUCUUCGAGAAUUAAAUCUGCGGUUGUUGAUGUCUGAUAAUUAUCUGAGUAAACUACCGAAGGAUUGUACAUUCUUUAUUGAAAUAGAAACCAAUGAAUCAGCUCACAUUGGUCUAAGCGAGAAUCCAAAGUGCCUUGAGUUUCCAUGGAUUGUUAAGAAACCGAGCGGUCAAUUAACACAGCAAAGUGAUAAUAAUUACUUAUUGCCUCUAACAACAAUUAAAACUGAAUAUUUAGGAUUACAAAUUUUUGUUAAGACUUCAAAUCCUUUAAAUAAAUGAAUUAUAUUCAAAGUU